AUGAACUGGAAUUCCGAGGAGCUGCGUGGCGGCGCGCGCACCUCGCUCGUGACGGACAUCACCGGCCCGGUGGGGUGCCCGUCGUUUCCCGAGGUGCAGCGGUUGUACAUCCCCGAGGUGGCGGCGACCUCCCUGUCGACGAUGCUCAUGGGCGGCCCCGAGCCGAUCGCCACGUCUACCCCCAUUCGAGGUGUGCUGCCCGAGAGCCGGGAGACGAGCUUCGAGCGCGACGUCGAGCAGGCCAAGGACUUUUUGCGAAGGGCCAAGCUUAGGGACACCGGGCGCUACGCACGCAACAGCCAGUCGGCCGACUCGUGGACUUCCGGCAGCAUGGACAUGUCCACUCAAGGCUCCGUCCACCCCUUCGACGUCACCCCGUUUCCGGUGAAAGAGCGCGUGAAGCCGGGCAGGGAGGAAGUCCUCGGCCAGCUUCGUCAGCACAUCACGCGCAAGGAGGCUCCGCCCGCCCAGAGGACUGAAUCUGAAGACCCACUUGAGCGCCUCUACGCCUCGCUGCAGCCUCAGCAA
This is a messenger RNA of Mesorhabditis spiculigera, 528 nucleotides long. NCBI's taxonomy places the organism in Eukaryota, Metazoa, Nematoda, Chromadorea, Rhabditida, Rhabditidae. The record is from the annotation of a GenBank genome assembly.